AUGGCGUCUGCGAUCUUCUUCCUCGACUUGAAGGGCAAGACUCUUCUUGCUCGCAAUUAUCGUGGUGAUAUUCCCAUGUCUGCUGUGGAGAAAUUCCCAAUCCUUCUUUCCGAAGCCGAGGAAGAGUCUUCUGCAGUCCCGCCAUGUUUCUCUGAUGAGGGCAUCAAUUACCUCUACAUCCGCCACAACAAUCUCUACCUCCUCGCCCUGACCAAGCGCAACACCAAUGCGGCAGAGAUUCUGUUGUUCCUCCACAAGAUCGUCGAGGUCUUUACUGAGUACUUCAAAGAGCUGGAAGAGGAGUCAAUCCGAGACAAUUUCGUCGUCAUCUAUGAACUGCUUGACGAAAUGAUGGACUUUGGAUACCCUCAAACCACCGAGUCCAAGAUCCUCCAGGAAUACAUCACUCAAGAAUCCCACAAGCUGGAAGUGCAGGCACGCCCUCCCAUUGCUGUCACCAACGCCGUCUCUUGGAGAAGCGAAGGUAUCAGAUAUCGCAAGAAUGAGGUGUUCCUCGACGUGAUUGAGUCUCUCAACCUCCUGGUGUCAUCCACUGGCAACGUCCUGCGAUCGGAGAUUCUGGGUGCGAUCAAGAUGAAGUGUUAUCUUUCCGGCAUGCCAGAACUUCGCCUUGGCUUGAAUGAUAAGGUCAUGUUCGAGACCACUGGAAGAUCUACGCGUGGCAAGGCUGUCGAAAUGGAAGAUGUCAAGUUCCACCAGUGUGUGAGAUUGUCCCGCUUCGAGAACGACCGUACCAUCAGCUUCAUUCCUCCGGAUGGGGAAUUUGAGCUGAUGAGUUAUCGACUCAAUACAGCAGUGAAGCCACUGAUCUGGGUUGAGUGCGUUGUGGAAUCCCAUUCUGGUUCAAGGAUCGAAUACAUGUUGAAAGCCAAAGCCCAGUUCAAGCGACGAUCGACUGCCAACAACGUCGAGAUCAGCAUCCCUGUCCCUGAUGAUGCCGAUACCCCAAGAUUUCGAACCAACAUCGGUUCUGUGCACUAUGCACCGGAGAAAUCUGCAAUUGUCUGGAAGAUCAAACAGUUCGGUGGCGGCAAAGAAUUCCUCAUGCGGGCGGAACUAGGCCUUCCCAGUGUCAAGGGAGAUGACGAGCGUGGUGGCGGCAUGACCGGCGGUUUUGGUGGCAGUAUGGGCGGCAUUUCAGGAGAAGGAAAGGCCAAGAGACCCAUCAACGUCAAGUUUGAGAUUCCCUACUUCACCACCAGUGGUAUUCAGGUGCGAUACUUGAAGAUUAUUGAGCCCAAGUUGCAAUAUCCUUCCCUGCCGUGGGUCCGAUACAUCACACAGUCCGGAGACAUCGCAGUCCGCUUGCCUGAUGUGCAGGCGGGUUGA
Molecule: messenger RNA, 1350 nt
Organism: Fonsecaea multimorphosa CBS 102226
Lineage: Eukaryota; Fungi; Ascomycota; Eurotiomycetes; Chaetothyriales; Herpotrichiellaceae
Exons: 4
Coding region: 1-1350 (449 amino acids)
Biological process (GO): vesicle-mediated transport; intracellular protein transport
Cellular component (GO): clathrin-coated vesicle; clathrin adaptor complex
Molecular function (GO): clathrin-cargo adaptor activity
Source: RefSeq, a predicted model, not a curated record